Colletes gigas is the source of this 2531-nucleotide messenger RNA. It is a transcript of the gene glo, whose product is annotated as heterogeneous nuclear ribonucleoprotein H2-like. Gene Ontology annotation, cellular component: ribonucleoprotein complex; nucleoplasm. Bases 132 to 1346 code for a protein of 404 amino acids. Gene Ontology annotation, biological process: regulation of RNA splicing. The record is from RefSeq and is a predicted model, not a curated record. Gene Ontology annotation, molecular function: RNA binding. The transcript has 9 exons. NCBI's taxonomy places the organism in Eukaryota, Metazoa, Arthropoda, Insecta, Hymenoptera, Colletidae.
UAACGUUGAAACGGACGCCAUUUUGUUGGUAGUUUUGUAGAGCGUGGUGUUGGCCGACCGUUUGCUGUCAAUUGAAAUUAAUUUGUAAUUUCUUCUGUUUCGUAGUCCGAUACGAAAAGUCUAUUAUAGUCAUGUCAAAUGGUAGCGGAGAUAACGACGAUGAUGGCUAUGUCAUCAAAUUACGUGGUCUUCCAUGGUCUACCACUGUUGAUGAAAUUAUGAAAUUCUUUGGUGAUUGCUCUAUUUCAAAUGGUAAAACUGGUGUUCACAUGACCAUGUCAAGAGAAGGCCGUCCUAGUGGAGAAGCUUAUGUAGAAAUGGAUACACCGGAGGAUAUACAAAAGGCUUGUAAAAGAGAUAGAGAUCAUAUGGGUCAUCGUUACGUAGAAGUCUUUAAAGCAAAAAGGGGUGAAAUGAAAUGGGUAGUCAAGAGAAAUGGUUUUAAUCUAGAAAAUGCUAUGGACGAUGGUUGUGUGAGACUACGUGGCCUGCCCUUUGGAUGUUCCAAAGAAGAAAUAGCACAGUUCUUUUCAGGGUUGGAGAUAUUGCCGAACGGAAUUUCACUACCGACAGACUACACGGGCCGCAGUACUGGGGAGGCUUACGUUCAAUUUGUUAACAAAGAUGUUGCGGAGCGCGCUCUGCAGAAACACAAGGAAAAGAUAGGACACAGAUACAUCGAAAUCUUCCGAAGCAGUUUAUCCGAAGUGCACACUAGCAUCGGACCAAAAAUGCGAGGCGGUCCAAUGGGUGGCUUUAAUCAAAGACCGGCUCCCUAUGAUCGAGGUGCCCGUUUCGGUGGAAUGAACCGUUUUAGUAAUAACGGCAGAGGUUCCAGAAACAGAGAUUUUGAUGGUGGCCCCUGGGGAAGUGGUAACAAUUUUGAUUCCCGUGGCGGUAGCAUGGGUAUGCGAGGUGGGCUAGACAUGAAAGGUGGAAACUUUCGAGGAAGCGGUGACACAUGGGGUGGUAAUUCUGGCAUUCACAGUAUACAUAUGCGUGGUUUACCAUUCAAAGCUACAGAACAAGAUAUAGCCGAUUUCUUCAGACCUAUCGAGCCAUUGAAUGUUAGAAUUAUUCUCGAAAAUGGAGGUCGUCCUUCUGGAGAAGCAGACGUAGAAUUUACAUCUCACGAGGAGGCUGUUAAAGCUAUGUCAAAGGAUAAGAGUCACAUGUCUCACAGAUACAUUGAAUUAUUCCUAAAUUCAACUGGUGGAUCGAGUGGAAUGUCAUUGGGUGGUAUUGGAAAUUUCUGCGGAGGUUUGGGUAAUAACUUCAGGCCCGGCUACUCUCCAAACAGAGGUUUCAGCUCUCAGCUAGGAGGGAAUAAUUAUAAUAGUUUUUGAGGUCGGAUGUCGCGUUUCUUACGCUAUCGACGAUAAAAUGUUUCGUAAAUCAAACUUUUAUCACACUGAAUUAAUAUCGUCACAAUGAAACUUGGUUUCUGUGUUGCGUUUAAUUAGAAACUGAUUAAUACUAUUUCACUACGUUUUAUGAAGUACAUACACAUAUUAAUCGUAAACAAAACGUAAAAACUUAUGUUUCGGGUCUAAUAACGCUGAAGUAUUAUCAGUGGACAUUGAUUAGUUAAUUAUAUUUAGAAGAUAAGUUCGAUUGGCCAGAAUUCAUUAUUAUGUUUUACUUCGUCUUUCUUUCAUUUUCAUUUUAUUUUUACGAAAACAUUGAAUGUUAAAUUACAUGCGUUUCAGUUAUUAUAAGUAUAGAUCGUUUCGUAAAAGACACUUUAUAUAAAUUUAUUAGUUUAAUUUCGUUUUACCGUAUAAAGAUCUAAGUUAGGAAAAUCAUUUGAUAUUUUUUUUUCUUUCUGUUUCAUCGUUUCGAUGCAUUGUAUAUCCGCUGUUUCAUUAAAAACCUCACAAAAAGUGUUCCAAAUUCUAAUGAUAUCAUAAAGUAAGAAUAUUUAUAAAUUAUCUAAUAAAAGCUUCGACAACAAGUUAUUGGCAGAGUUAGGAAUAAUACGUUUGCAUUCGUGCAGAAUAUAGUUUAUAUCGAAUGCAAACUAUCAUCGGCAAUUAUUUCAUACUGUAAUAUAUUUAUCUGAAUAAUAAUUCACAGUUAUAUUUACAUAGUUUACGUUAACCUUAUCAAAUACGAUUCGUCUGAAAAACAUAACGAGAACUUUGUAUCUCGUUUUAAUGGCAUACAAGACCCACGAAGGAGAAUAGUUGGAAAAUUUAUUCAGCAUGUAUUAAAAUCCUGUUGUACGUUAUUCCAUUCUUGGCAUUUACAAAAGAUAUAUCUGCUUUCGAACGAGUCAAUUUUACUUGUAACGGUUUUAGCUUUACAAGUCCCUUUAAGAAUAUUUACUUCAAAAUGCAUGUAAUAUUUCACUGUGUACAAGUUAACAGAAGAUAAAAUGCUCCGUUAUCUUUUAUUGUGAAAAUAAAUGUUGUAAACAAUGUGGGAAUACCUGUAUUCGUUUAGGACCUUAUAUUUUGUACGAGAGAGAAACCUGUUUGCAAAAGAUUAAAUGUAUUCUUAGAAAUUAUCUUGUAUAUGAAAUUAAUAGG